CGGGGCUCCUCCAGAUUUAAAAGCUGCAUCUCGCCUCCGCGGAGCCGCGCAGCACCCAGUAGAAGAGUGCACAAAGGGUUUCCGACAUUUGCCGAGGUUCGCCGGGUCAUGGUGCCAGCCUGACUGAGAAGAAGACGCUCCCGGGAGACGAAUGAGGAACCACCUCCUCCUGCUGUUCAAGUACAGGGGCCUGGUGCGCAAAGGGAAGAAAAGCAAAAGACGAAAAUGGCUAAAUUCGUGAUUCGUCCGGCCACUGCCGCCGACUGCUGUGACAUCCUGCGGCUGAUCAAGGAACUGGCUAAAUAUGAAUACAUGGAAGACCAAGUCAUAUUAACUGAGAAAGAUCUUCUAGAGGAUGGUUUUGGAGAGCACCCGUUCUACCACUGCCUGGUUGCCGAAGUGCCCAAAGAACACUGGACUCCGGAAGGUUACAGUCUCUAGCUUCGCCAUGUACAUGGCCCUUCCGUGUACAUGGAUGGGCGGGGAGGUAACUAAAAGAUCCUUUACACAAUAAAGUAGAUGAUCAUGAUAAAUGAGGACACAGCAUUGUUGGUUUUGCCAUGUACUAUUUUACCUAUGACCCAUGGAUUGGCAAGUUACUGUAUCUUGAAGACUUCUUCGUGAUGAGUGAUUACAGAGGCUUUGGUAUAGGAUCAGAAAUUUUGAAGAACCUAAGCCAGGUGGCCAUGAAGUGUCGCUGCAGCAGUAUGCACUUCUUGGUAGCAGAAUGGAACGAACCAUCUAUCAACUUCUAUAAAAGAAGAGGUGCUUCUGAUCUAUCCAGUGAAGAGGGGUGGAGGCUCUUCAAGAUUGACAAAGAGUACUUGCUCAAAAUGGCAGCAGAGGAGUGAGGAGUGCUGGUGUAGACAUGACAACCUCCAUUCUAUUUUAGAAGAAUUCUCAACUUACCUUGCUUUCUAUCCUGUUUGUAGUAAAAUAAUAGAAUGAGCACCCAUUCCAAAGCUUUAUUACCAGUGGCGUUGUUGCAUGUUUGAAAUGCGGUCUGUUUAAUAUGGCAAUCAUAUAUGCAGUUUGGAGGCAGAAUUCUUGAACAUCUUUUGAUAAACAACAAGGUGGUAUGAUCUUACUAUAUAUGAAAAAACUUCAUUCUUGUGAGUCAUUUAAAUGUGUACAAUGUACACACUGGUACUUAGAGUUUCUGUUUUGAUUCUUUUUUAAUAAACUACUCUUUGAUUUAA
Messenger RNA from Nannospalax galili (Upper Galilee mountains blind mole rat), 1199 nucleotides. It is a transcript of the gene Sat1, whose product is annotated as spermidine/spermine N1-acetyltransferase 1. The coding region runs from base 561 to 851 and encodes 96 amino acids. Lineage: Eukaryota; Metazoa; Chordata; Mammalia; Rodentia; Spalacidae. Gene Ontology annotation, molecular function: N-acetyltransferase activity. Gene Ontology annotation, cellular component: cytosol. The record is from RefSeq and is a predicted model, not a curated record. The transcript has 7 exons.